Messenger RNA from Prionailurus viverrinus (fishing cat), 2403 nucleotides. RefSeq names its product ubiquitin specific peptidase 51 (gene USP51). The record is from RefSeq and is a predicted model, not a curated record. The transcript has 3 exons. Gene Ontology annotation, biological process: protein deubiquitination. NCBI's taxonomy places the organism in Eukaryota, Metazoa, Chordata, Mammalia, Carnivora, Felidae. Gene Ontology annotation, molecular function: cysteine-type deubiquitinase activity. Bases 1 to 1902 code for a protein of 633 amino acids.
AUGAAGGUGCUGAAGCAAGAAACGAGGUGUGAGAAGGAACACAAGCGCGAAAAGAGCGUGAGAGGGCGCAAGAGUUUGGCUGACCAAAAGACAGUGCCCUUGGAGAGCUCGGGCGGUGGGGGAGGAGCCUCGCCCGAGGAGGCGGCUGAAAAGGCGGGGAAAAUGGAGAAGGAGGCGGUGGGGGAGGCAAAGAUGUGUUCAGGCCAGGGAGCUGAGGAGGUGAAGCUGGAGCCUUUACAAGAGCGUAAGCCUGCUUCGGAGGAGAACUUGACGUGGAGUGACAGCGGCGGCGAUAAGGAGGUGCUCCCUUCAACCCCACCUCGCUGUUACAGCAGCUCUUCGCCCCUUUGCCCGCGCCGCAAGCCCCGCCCUCGGCCCCAGCCCCGGGUCCGGGCCCGAGCCCUGCCCGGGCCCUCGGCCCCACCCCAGCCUCCAGCCUAUCCUCCCCCUCAGCUUCUGACCCGGCCCCAGUCCUGGCGCAGAUCGCGGCGUAGAUCCCGGCCUGGGUCUAGGCCCCAGAAGCUGCGAAGCUGUUCUCCUGACCUAGGUGGCUCUGCGGAUCGAGGUGGCCUAGGGGACUGGUUGCUGGAGGUGGAGUUUGAUCAGGGUCCUACAGGCUGCUCUCAUGUGGAGAGCUUUAAAGUGGCUAAGAACUGGAGGAAGAACCUGCGGUUGAUCUACCAGCGUUUCGUUUGGAGUGGGACCCCAGAAACUAGGAAACAUGUUUCUCAACAGUGUAUGACAUCAGGUGUUGAAGAGAAACAUUCAACCUGUGAGUCAAAGGAACAGGAGCCAAAAUUGGUGAAACCCAAGAAAAAGAGGAGGAAAAAGUCAGUCUGUACUGUAGGCCUGAGAGGGCUAAUCAAUCUUGGGAACACGUGCUUUAUGAAUUGUAUUGUCCAGGCACUUACCCAUAUUCCUUUAUUGAAAGAUUUCUUUCUCUCUGACAAGCAUAAAUGUGUAAUGACAAGCCCCAGCUUGUGUCUUGUCUGUGAAAUGUCUUCUCUUUUUCAUGCAAUGUACUCUGGGAGCCGAACUCCUCACAUUCCUUAUAAGUUAUUGCAUCUAAUAUGGAUUCAUGCAGAACACUUAGCAGGAUAUAGGCAGCAGGAUGCCCAUGAGUUCCUUAUCGCAAUAUUAGAUGUGCUGCAUAGACACAGCAAAGAUGAUAGUGUUGGGCAGGAGGCCAAUAACCCCAACUGCUGUAACUGCAUCAUAGACCAAAUCUUUACAGGUGGCUUGCAGUCAGAUGUCACAUGUCAAGCUUGCCAUAGUGUCUCUACCACAAUAGACCCAUGCUGGGACAUCAGUUUGGACUUGCCUGGCUCUUGUGCCACAUUCAGUUCCCAGAGUCCAGAGGGAGCCGACAGCACAGUGAGUAGGGAUGACCACAUACCAGGUAUUCCCUCACUCACAGAUUGCCUACAGUGGUUUACAAGGCCAGAGUACCUAGGAAGCAGUGCCAAAAUCAAAUGCAGUAGUUGCCAAAGCUAUCAGGAAUCUACCAAACAACUCACGAUGAAGAAAUUACCUAUCGUGGCCUGUUUUCAUCUCAAGCGAUUUGAACAUGUAGGUAAACAGAGGCGAAAGAUUAAUACUUUUAUCUCCUUUCCCUUGGAGCUGGAUAUGACUCCAUUUUUGGCCUCCACUAAGGACAGCAGAAUGAAGGAAGACCAGCCACCAACAGAUUGUACACCCAAUGAGAAUAAGUAUUCCUUGUUUGCAGUGAUUAAUCACCAUGGAACUUUGGAAAGUGGACACUAUACCAGCUUUAUCCGGCAACAAAAGGACCAAUGGUUUAGCUGUGAUGAUGCCAUCAUCACCAAGGCUACCAUUGAGGACUUACUCUACAGUGAAGGGUAUUUACUGUUCUAUCACAAACAGGGUCUAGAGAAAGAAUAGUCUUACAAGACACUUACCAGAAAAAAAAAAGGAAAUGAAUAUACAAGGAUCCUGAAAUGACACAUAAACCUACCUGGAAUGGACAAUGACAAUACCCAUACAACAACAAGCACCUCUUGAAGUUUCGCAAAAACCUACCUGGCAUUGACAAUGACAAAUAGCACCUAUAUGACAAGUAGCACCUUGAUAUAAAGAACCUAUUUUACCAUGGUUUAUGGGUCUGUAAGAGGAAAAAAAAUAACUAGUGACCAUUCAGCCUUAAGAAAUGGGAGGGGGGGAAGAGGUUGAAAAUGGUCACAUAAAGCAUACUUAAAUGAACAGAUUGUUUUAGAUGGGGAGAGUGGGAAUGGAGAUGUUCUGCCACUGCUGUAUGUCAUUUGUUUCUACAAAAAUACCAUGUGAGAUCAGGGAGUAUUUGUACAUCAACAAAAAGUUUAACAAUUGGUAUUCUAGCUGUGGCUGAUUAGUCAAAUGGUUUGAAAAAAAGAAUAUUGAAAAAAA